CGGAUGUCGCUAGACGAGUCACGUGAUCGACAUUGUCUUAUUUUUUUCUCAUCGAGCUUUCGGUUGAGCGAUACAAUUAUUUGCGAUAUUUUCGCGCGUAAAAGUGAUUUGUUUCGAUGAGUUUAUCUCUGUUUUUAAAGUAUUUGAUCUUCAUAUAGAUGCCGGGAUUGAAAUAAGAGCAGGAAAUCUUUUGAGGAAGUGGAGUGACAGCCCCGCUGUAAAUCAAGAUGGCAGGUCUGUCUUUAUAUUUUGAAGACGGUCAUGAUGAUUUGGAUGACUUUGGAUUCGAUGACUAUGGUUCAGAGUGUGAUGGGAUUCGGAUAACAGCAUUCCUGGAUUCAGGCCAGGAUAAUCUCACCCCUCUGGGCCGGCUGGAGAAAUAUGCUUUCAGUGAAAACGUCUUCAACAGGCAAAUUGUGGCUCGUGGUUUGCUGGAUGUGCUCCGGGAGUUCAGUGAUAAUGAAAAUGACUUCAUCAGUGUCAUGGAAACGGUUGCCAGGAUGUCUGAGGAUGGAGAACCGACAGUGCGAGCAGAACUGAUGGAACAGGUACCAAACAUUGCCAUGUUCCUCCAUGAAAAUCGCCCCAAUUUCCCAGAAGCCUUCUCACGGUACCUUGUUCCCAUUGUGGUCCGGUAUCUCACAGACCCUAACAACCAGGUGCGAAAGACGAGCCAGGCUGCUUUGCUGGUGUUACUUGAACAGGGUCUGAUGAGUAAGGCAGAUAUGGAGGGAAAGGUCUGCCCUGUGCUUCUGGAGCUCACUGAACCCAGCAGUGAUGACGACUACAAGAUCGAGGCUGUAGCGAUAAUGUGCAAGCUGGUGACCAUGUUGACUAAAGACACGGUGCAACACCUUUUAUUGCUGCGCUUUUGUGAACUCUGCAGUGACGUCAGACUAUUUCAAGUCCGCAAGGUCUGUGCAGCGAACUUUGGCGAGUUCUGUUCUAUUGUUGGCCAGGAAGCCACAGAGAAACUACUGAUGCCUAAGUUUUUCGACCUGUGCUCAGACAGUCUGUGGGGUAUUCGGAAAGCCUGUGCUGAAUGCUUCAUGGUUGUUUCAAAUUGCACUUCUCCAGAGGUGCGACGUACUAAAUUAUCCCCCUUGUUCAUCAACCUCAUUAGUGACCAGUCACGCUGGGUACGCCAGGCUGCGUUCCAGUCUCUAGGUCGUUUCAUCUCCACGUUUGCCAACCCUUCUAUCACAGGAUUGCAUUUCUGUGAGGAUGGAACCCUCCGCGAGAUACCGAAGAUCUCCUCAGAGAGCCACAGACAGGAAGUGACCACCAGCAGUUUGAGUAACAGCCGCAAUGCCUCCAUUGAUGGUUCUUCAGACAGUCUCAUUCAGCCCCGUUCAGAGCAGCUACAAUCCACCUCACACACAGCGGUUUCAGCAUCACAUCCUCCACAUGGCCACUCCUCUGAUAGCACCAGCCAGAGCCAGCCUGAAAGCUUAACCCCUUCAUUCCACCAGCAGAUGGAUGACUGCACAAUGUUCAACUCCUUCAACUUCUGGAGACCCCCGCUACCUGACAUUACCCAAGACCUGCAGCUACUGCAAGUGGAGAAAAGAGAUGUGGUGAUAGAAGAAAAAGAAGAGACCAUGAGAGAGACAGAAAGUGAGGGGAAAGAGAAUGUGCCAAGUUUAGAUGCACAAGGACCAGCCACCAGCUCCCAGAUCCAGAAAGUUUUAGAUUGUCUUCAGCCGCACCUAGAUGAUCCUGAUGUUCAAGCUCAAGUGAAGGUGUUGUCCGCUGCGCUGAAAGCUGCCCAACUAGAGAGUCAAACAGAAGAUGGCGAUGAGUCUGUGUCAGAGUGUAACGGUUCCACAGACUCCCCGACGUCUGAUGAGCUCAGUGCCAUGAGUGAACUCUCACUGACAGACGCACAGAUCUCAGACUCGCCCUCCACUUCACCUGUGCUGGUAGAUGACUCUGAACAAAGCAGUGAGGAGUCAGACCUAAUAGAAAAUGUGGAGGAAGUCAAAGACUCUGACACAAUUAAAACAUGCGAAGAGGAGAAGUCUAAAGUCCAGAAUGUAAUUCCACAGCAGUUGCUGGAUCAGUAUCUGUCCAUGACAGACCCCGCUCGAGCUCAGACCGUGGACACUGAGAUUGCCAAACACUGUGCAUUCAGCUUGCCAGGUGUUGCCCUAACGCUGGGCAGACAAAACUGGCACUGCCUCAAAGACACGUAUGAGACCCUCGCUACAGACGUACAGUGGAAGGUGCGACGGACACUUGCAUUCUCUAUCCAUGAGUUGGCAGUGAUUCUGGGGGAUCAGCUGACCGCGGCUGACCUGGUGCCCAUAUUUAAUGGCUUCCUCAAAGAUCUGGAUGAGGUGCGGAUAGGAGUCCUCAAACACCUGUAUGAUUUCUUGAAGCUUCUUCAUGCUGAGAAGCGUCGGGAGUAUCUGUAUCAGCUGCAGGAGUUCAUGGUGACGGACAACAGCCGAAAUUGGAGAUUCCGCUAUGAGCUAGCUGAACAGCUCAUCAUGAUCAUUGAGUUGUACAGUCACAACGACGUCUAUGACUACCUCAGACAGAUUGCACUUAACCUUUGCUCUGACAAAGUGUCUGAAGUGCGGUGGAUCUCCUAUAAACUGGUGGUGGUGAUCCUGCAGAAGUUUUAUUCCUGUGAAGCUCAUGACCUGGGUCUGAAUUACAUUAAUGAGCUCAUUAUGAGAUUCUGCCACUGUCCCAAAUGGGUCGGACGUCAGGCGUUUGCAUUCAUUUGCCAGGCAAUAGUGGAGGAGGACUGCAUGCCCAUGGACCAGUUUGCACAGCACCUUCUACCCAGUCUGCUCAGCCUCUCAUCAGAUCCUGUGCCCAACGUACGCGUACUAGUGGCCAAGGCGUUACGACAGAGCGUGUUGGAAAAACCAUACUUCAAGGACCCAGGCAGCGCUUAUUCAGAUGAGCUAGAAGAGGCUCUGUCCGAACUGAGGAUGGACAAGGACAGGGACGUGCGGUUCUUUGCCACACUGGAUCCUAACAGAAACGUCAUGGACACGGCAGCGCUCAUUUAGCACCUUUAGCUCUAUCCGCACAUGUGAACAAGCACCAGCAGGAACAACACUAAAUGGAUUCACAGACAAGUGUUUACAAAUAGGAACUACUGACCAAGACCUUCACACACACAAUGUAUCCUUAUCCUCGCCUAAUAUGCUCCACAUAUGACUGUAAAUGCAUACAUUAUGCAUUUUCUGAUUUAAACACAAAAUGGGCCUCAUUUAUAAAACAAAUUCUACUUAUUUGUAGCUAAAUUUAAAAUUGGAUUCUUAAAAUAUGCAAAUGUAUGCGUAUUUAUGGUAAUACAACUGAUACAGCCAUGAAAAAUUAUUUUCCACAGUGGUUUUUGCCAUUUAGAUGAUGAAAUUGAGAUUGCCUUGUCAAGCUAUUAAAAAUGAAUGCAAAAUACAUGUAUUUUCAUACAUGAGGCCCAUGCAACUUCUCACUUGCAAACGUCAUUUUAAGCCUCUUCCUCCAGCACACAAACACACACACACACACAUACACCUUAAAACACAGAACAACCAUCUCACCUCUUUAAAUAGUGCAAGAUUUCGUUUGCACCUUUGUGGCAGCAGAAAGUAUUUGGAGACACAAGACGCAUCUUAAAGGCGGAUUGUGUUUCUUCUCAAAACCGUUCAGAUGCUACCAGCUGCCCCUCCAAAGCUAACUGUACAUUUGUAAGACUUCUUUUUUUUUUUCUCCAUUUCCUUUUCUUGUGGAUUUCUUAAAACAAAAAGGACUAAGAAGACAUAAGCAGACUGACACAGUGAAGUGCUACUAACUCAGGGAGACCUGAUAUUCAGAUUUUUUUUUUUUAAGCUGCAGUGCCGCAAAAUGGUAUCGAGCUGAGCGAAAGUGAAAUUUUGCUGCAUUUAUUAACCUCCUAUUUACCUGACCCUCAGAGUGCACCUGCAUUGUUGUGGGAAACGGCGAUUAGAAACCGCAAACAAGCGAGUUAUUGCAGCUCGGGAGCCGAAAACCUCCCUCUUCUUGCUCAAUCCUUUUGUAGCUUGCAAGAAUUUGCUCUUGUCUUUCAAUACUGAUAUUUUAAUGUACGUGUUUUUCUGUGUGUUUUGAGUGAGAUCCAGUUGUAUGUAACCUCUUCGUCUUCCCUGAUUGGUGGAGAGCGUUUUUAUACCUCGCCGUUUUAUAAUUAAAAGGGGCCAGUAUUUUAGAGGGGUGUCAGGAGUAAACCAAUGCUUUCCAAGCAACCUUUAUAGCCACUAGACAACAUUUAGACACUGUACAAGCAAAAUUCAGACUUGUCCAGUCUUUAGAAUUACAGUAAGACAUUAAUGAUGUUCGUUAAACACUCGAUUGGUUAAAUGAGCUGACCUGCAGAGGGCGCUGCUUGGUUGUCUGUGGAAAACAUCAAAGCAAGCACACUGUUUAGUUGCAUUUGCACUAGUUAAUCAAAGCACGCCAUAGUUCCUCUGACAAUUCCCAAAUUUGCUUUAAAGUAAAUAAGCUACUAUGUGCUUGAAGUUGAUAUGACGGACCAUCCGUUUCAUGGUUAUGCUGCUCUUGGCAUCGGUUAACUUGCUUGUGGCUGCUGAUCGGUUAUGCUUGUUUUAAUGGUUUAUAUAUUUAAAUUGGGGGACCGGACCCACAUCAGCAUGUAAGGGCAAACCUUGCCAAGAGCACUUUACUAAUCAUUAAGAGUUCAAUGGAAAGAAAAUUGCAGGUCCUUUUUUUAUAUAUAUAUAAAUAAUAUUAAAUCUGCUGGACUGGAUGAAUCAUGAUAAAUCAGUAGUUCUGAUUUUUUUUUUUUUUUUUUUUUUUAAUAAGGCAACUUUCUUGACCAAACUCAAGUGGUGCUCGGAUCCAGUGUGUUAUUCUCACAGAUGUGUAUAUGGAAUAUGUUUAUGGAUUGUGUAUAUGGAAUUGGGUUUUUUUUGUUUUUUUUAAAGGUUUUAGUCUAGUUCUGAAAUACAGCCUGUGAUCAAAUAUGAUUUUAUUGAUGAUCUCUACAGGAUUCAAGGCCAGUCUUUUUUUUUUUUUUUCUCUUUCCUGUGGCGAUGUUUGGUUUGGAAUUGUAUAAUGGGCGAAGUUGUUACCCUUGUGUUCCCAUGUGUGUUUGUGUGCAUGCAUCUGUGUGUGGCUGUGUGUCCUUUUUGUUUGUUUCUUCUUUUUUUUCAUAUGUUCAUAGAAUUUAUAUUUUGUUAGAUUGUUAUAUUUUCCCCAAUAAAUUCUCCUGUUUGAUUUA
Messenger RNA from Ctenopharyngodon idella (grass carp), 5218 nucleotides. It is a transcript of the gene ppp4r1l, whose product is annotated as protein phosphatase 4, regulatory subunit 1-like. Lineage: Eukaryota; Metazoa; Chordata; Actinopteri; Cypriniformes; Xenocyprididae. Bases 228 to 3026 code for a protein of 932 amino acids. Gene Ontology annotation, molecular function: protein phosphatase regulator activity; protein binding. The transcript has 20 exons. Gene Ontology annotation, biological process: protein dephosphorylation. The record is from RefSeq and is a predicted model, not a curated record.